AUGUCGCUGGGCACCGGGGACCCGGCUUCGGAGACGGGAGAUGACAGUCUGUCUGCGAUUACCUUUGACUCCGACUUUGAGACGAAAACAAAGAAGAAAAGUUCCCACAAGCCUCCACCCCCAUCACCAAAGUCGCCGUACCGCUGCACGCCGAGGGCAGCGACGUCCUGGAGGUCCCUGCGGCCAGCAGCGAGCACGCGUCUGGGAAACAGAAUGUCCUUGACCCCGCAGAAGCUGUGGCCGGGAAGUUCAAAGCCAGGAAGUGUGACCCAGCCCCCGAAGUCAGGCCUCGCCUGGGAGCACGCCUGGACCCACCCCCCCGGCAGCACCCCCGACUCUCUGACGGAGGCGCUGAGAGUGAAGAGGUCAGCCCUCAGGCGUUCUGCCAGCAACGGUCACGUCCCGGCGACGCCUGUCUACAGAGAGAAGGAAGACAUGUAUGACGAGAUCAUGGACUUGAAGAAGUCCUUGCACGUGCAGAAGAGCGACGCGGACCUGCUGAGGACGAAGCUGCGGCGCCUGGAGGAGGAGAACAGCAGGAAGGACCGGCAGAUAGAGCAGCUCCUGGACCCGUCCCGAGGCCUGGAUUCUGUUUGGACUCUGGGAGAGAAGAGGCCCGACACCGGCUGGGUGGUGAACGGGCUGAAGCAGAGGGUCCUGCGGCUGGAGCAGCAGUGCAAGGACAAGGACAGCACCAUCAGCAAGCUGCAGGCUGACUUGAAGACCACGAGCUUGGAGGAGAUGAGGGUUGUCAUGGAGACCUACUACGAGGAGAUCCAUCGUCUCCAGGCGCUGCUGGCGAGCUCAGAAACUUCUGGAAAGAAGCCGCCAGCGGAGAGGAAGGCGGGGCUCAGGAGGCAGAAGCGGCUGAGCAGCACCCUCCUGAGCUUGUCGCGGAGUGUGCAGGAGCUCACGGAGGAGAACCAGAGCCUGAAGGAGGACCUGGACCGCGUGCUGAGCAGCUCGCCCACCGUCUCCCGGACGAAGGGGUACGCGGAGUGGAGCAGGCCCCGGCUGCUGCGGCGGAUCGCGGAGCUGGAGAAGAAGGUGAACUCGAUGGAAAGCCCAAAGCCACAGGCUUCAGAAGUGGCCAAGUCAGGCCCCCUGGCGUUCUCCGCAUCCGGCUCCUGGGUGCACAGGCCCCCAUCCGACGGGCACCGCGAGGACAGCGAGCGUCUCCGGGAGGCCGUGAGGAGCCUGGAUGGCGAGCGGGAGGCCCUGCAGGCCCGGCUGCAGGAGAGAGAGUUGGAAGUGGCACAGCUGCUCCAGACCAAGGCCGACUUGCAGAAGGAGCUGGAAGGCACGCGAGAGGGAGAGGAGGAGAGGCGGGCGAGAGAGGAGGCUUUGAGGGAGGAGAUCCAAGCGCUGACCAAGAAGUUCCAAGACCUGGCAGCAACCAGGAAGGAAGAAGACCCCCCAGAAGUGACCCCCGAGGCCUGGGAGGAGCCCCGGCCUUCCUGCCCUGCCACAGCCAGCAGCCCCCCUCAGCACGGGCCGGAGCCGGAGCCCGAGGCCAGCGAGGCCAGCCGGCCCCAGCCGCCCCGCAGCUGCUCCGAGGAGCAGAGGCUCACGGCCGCCAGGACCCUGCAGGCCCGGUGGAAGGCGCGCAGACGCCAGAAAAGAAAGGCUGUGCUGGAUGAGGCGGCCACCGUGCUUCAGGCGGCUCUCAGAGGGCACCUGGCGAGGGCGAGGCUGUUGGUGCGCGGAGCACGUGGCUCAGGACCUCCCAGCGUGCCCGGCCUGCCCGGCCUCCCCAACCAGGCCUCUCCCCCACCCUGCAUUCCGAGCUCCGCUGUCCAGGCUAAGGGCGACCCCGGACAAGAGGCGGCCGUGGCCAUCAUCCAGUCCGUCCUGCGGGCACACCUGGCACGGGUCAGGCACAGGCCCCGGGCCGUGGGUCUGCAGGGGGCGGCUCAGGUGCGCCAGGAGUCACACGGCCAGAAGCUCCUGAGUGGCCGCGGGGAGACGGCCCAGGGUUCAGACCUGAGCCUGGAGACAGCCGCGCCCCUUCCCUCGCCCUCGGCCUCGCCACCUUGGGAAGACGUCUGCUCUGACGACUCGGACGAGGUGGUCGUGGCUCCGGCUCUGCCCAGGAAGAGGACCACCGCCGCGCCCCCGGCCCCGGGUGCCGCGCCCUCCGAGGAAGGCUGGGUCCAGAGCACAGAGUGCCACUAG
Molecule: messenger RNA, 2175 nt
Organism: Molossus molossus (Pallas's mastiff bat)
Lineage: Eukaryota; Metazoa; Chordata; Mammalia; Chiroptera; Molossidae
Gene: IQCE
Product: IQ motif containing E
Exons: 24
Coding region: 1-2175 (724 amino acids)
Molecular function (GO): protein binding
Source: RefSeq, a predicted model, not a curated record